Ricinus communis (castor bean) is the source of this 1669-nucleotide messenger RNA. RefSeq lists its product as uncharacterized. Lineage: Eukaryota; Viridiplantae; Streptophyta; Magnoliopsida; Malpighiales; Euphorbiaceae. Bases 177 to 1262 code for a protein of 361 amino acids. The record is from RefSeq and is a predicted model, not a curated record. The transcript is spliced from 4 exons.
CCUUAAGAAUAUUCCUUAUUCUCGCUGGCUGUCUGUCUCUUGUACGAGAAUCCAAACAUUGGGUGCCUCUGGCUCAUCUUCUCCGUUCUCUUUCUUUCAACUUUCUGUAACACAGAAAUAGAAGCAGAAAAAGGAAAAAAGAAAAGAAAGAAAAGAAAGAACCAAAAGAAACGCAGAUGGCAUUAGCAGGCAACAGUAUAAUCCUACAUAACAGAGCCCCUCUUCCCACAAGUUUGACACCCUCAAAUUUUAGAUGUAAACCCAUAAAUUUCUACUCAAAGCCACAAUCUCUCGCCCACUACAACAUUCGAAUUAGUCCAUUAUCUUGUUUCGCAAAGUCCACUUUCAUAUCAGAUGAUGUUGAGGUGCAAAGUAUCAAUCCCACCGCCACACCCACUACUACAUGGUCGGAAUUUGCUAGUAAUGUGUCUGGUGAAUGGGAUGGGUUUGGAGCAGAGUUCACUUCUGAAGGAAACCCAGUUGAACUUCCUGAAUCUGUUGUGCCUGAAGCUUUUAGAGAGUGGGAAGUUAAGGUUUUUGAUUGGCAGACUCAAUGUCCCACUCUUGCUCAAUCACAAGAGUUUGCUAUUACUUACAAAACUAUCAAAUUACUUCCCACUGUAGGAUGUGAAGCUGAUGCUGCAACCAGGUAUAGCAUUGAUGAAAGAAAUAUUGGAGGUAUAGAUAAUAAAGUUUCCGCCUUUGCAUAUCAAUCUAGUGGGUGUUAUGUGGCCGUCUGGCCAAUUCAGGAUAAUGGUAUGGAUAAGCAAUUUGAGUUGGAGUAUUGCUUGAUACAUCCUCAAGAUAAGGAAUCCCGUGUGAGAGUAAUUCAGGUUGUUCAUGUAGUUAAUUCAAAGAUGACACUAAAGAAUAUCAGGGUUUUCUGUGAGCAGUGGUAUGGACAAUUUAGAAAUGGUGACCAGCUUGGUGGAUGUGCAAUUCGGGAUUCUGCAUUUGCUUCUACCGCUGCUUUGCAAUCUUAUGAAGUUGUAGGAGUUUGGCAGGGCCCUACUGCUGUUGCGAGUUUUAAUGCUUCUCAAACGUGUUUCCUGAAAGAAUUAAAAGGUGACACCAUGCAGAAGUCAGUAAGAGAUGAGCAUGAUCUUAUAUUGCUUCCAAAGCAAUUAUGGUGUUCACUUAAAGGAGGGAAAGAUGGUGAGACUAUCUCUAAGGUGGGGUGGGUGUCUGAACAUGGAUUUGCUACAACAUCAACAUGCAUUUUCUCUAGUGAUGCAAAGUUGAAGGUAUGUUGCUACUGUUAGGAAGUUUCUAUAGCAAGAGAAACUGCAACAUUGCAGGGUGAUUAGUGGUAACCACAACUUCAGUAACUUGCAAAAUUUGGCAUGCAUGUAGAUUAAUGUUCAAGCUGUAGUAUAAAAAUUCUUAAUGUCUUGCAUUAUUUUGAAGUGUAAUAGGAUCAAUAUGUAUUUAUUUUUCACUAAUAGGAGAGCAUAUAGCAUAAAACACUUCAUUAACUUUUUGUUUUAUUUCAGUCAGAAUUGCAAUAUAUAUCUACAAAUCUAUGAUAAAAUAGGUGGGAUAUGGUUGCAAAUAUCCCACCUAUAUUAUCAUAGAUGUAUACAUAUGUAUUGCAAUUCUGAUUGAAAGUGAUAUAUAAUGUUGUAAAAUAUUGAUUAUUUAUAAAAGUUUUUAUUAUUUUUAUAACGCA